This is a messenger RNA of Gigantopelta aegis, 1353 nucleotides long. RefSeq lists its product as uncharacterized. The record is from RefSeq and is a predicted model, not a curated record. Bases 16 to 660 code for a protein of 214 amino acids. The transcript has a single exon. Lineage: Eukaryota; Metazoa; Mollusca; Gastropoda; Neomphalida; Peltospiridae.
GAAACACAAGCAAUAAUGAUGAAUGGUAGAACUAUUCUUCUGGUCCUACUGCCAAUUUGCACCAUUCAAGCAUCAAAGCAGUGGUCUUCCCUAGUGGAAUACCACUCUUCAAUAACCUUCAACUGCAGCAGUGAAGAUAAGGUCGUCAAGGAAUCGGACCAGUUGGAGGACAUCACCUGGAUACUACCAUCUGGACAACUAGUCCGAGGUAACUCCCUGACAACAGGCCGUGAAAAUGUAAAACUUCUGGGAAAUGGAACACAGUUAGAAAUCAGUGAUGUUGAUGAUGCUGACUUUGGGGUUUACUACUGCAUUGCUAAGCUAAAUGGAGAAGACUGGGUAGUGAAAAAAGGAAUAAACAUUAUGGGACCUUAUUUUGGGGAUUUGGUGGCCAAGUACACUCCGAAAGCGAAAAUGGGAGCUGUUGCUGCAGGCAUUGCCUUCGUCAUUCUGUGCUGUCUUCUUCUAAUGUACGACAAGAACCAAGCUAAAGGAGAAAAGGCAUAUGAUGCUGUUUUUCUGAUAGGAAACCAACACAGUUUGGAAAAGGAGGGGGUGGACAAUCCUGCCAUGAAUAUGAAAGAAAUUGAAGAUGAAAGCAAUUUUCCAGCUUUGGAGUCAGGACAAAACAUAAAAAACCUGGCAGACACUCAUCUAUAAAUAAUGAAAAAAACAAACAAAUCUACAGUUAAAUGGUGUAAUACUUCAAAAACAAGUUUUAAAAUAAAAUUAAAAGUAUUUUAAAACCUAUUAGCUUGCAGUUUGCAUAUGUAUCACAGAUGAGUCAGUUUUUGAUAAUGUUUUAUUUUCAUUGAAUGGUAUGGAUGUGGAAACCCGGUCAUCACCUAGGACCAGCCAAUGAACAAUCUUUAAAUCAAUAUCACACAUGUGUGCUCAUUGUGUGUGUUUUCAAAAAUAACAAACAAUUUUUUUCACCAAUGAGUGUGUAAGAUAAAACUUUAAUCCAUGUUUCGACAUUUAUUUGUUUGUACUAGUAUUACAGCAAAUGAACUCUUAUGAAACUAUCUUAUACAUGUAUAUAUUCAUACUUUAAUCAGUUUAUAUUUUAUUUUAAGAAAUAUUCUUGCCAAAUUUAUCAACUGUUUGGUAAAUGAAGUGAACAUGUAUUUUAUCAGAUUCAAAUGUUGGUCAGUGACUGGACAAAUGAAUUACAAAUAUGUAGGUCAGGAUGAGUUAUUUAGGAUUAAGUGUUUAUGAAACAUGUCCUACAAAACAAAAUGUACGGUACCUUUCACAGAGGACCAGCAUCAGUGGCAGAGUUGUUAAACCACUGGCCUAUCAACAAAAUAUAUUGUCAAGAUCUAUGUUUUGGUUCAUUAUAUUUAACUAUUU